UCAUAGACUAGUGGGAUUUGAACAGAGAUCAGUGCCAUGUGCCUCACCAGUGGGCCAAUCUAAUGGUUGACAUUAGGAUUUUAUACAACUGCACAGCAAAGGAGCCAACAUGGCAUCUACCGUCCGGGACCUCCUUCUGCAGUCGCUCAAUGAACUGGAGACCUCACACCUGAGGAGCUUCAGAGGCAGGCUGAGCGACCAUGUGCUGAAAGACGGCGCCAAAAUUCCUCGUGCGGUGAUUGAGGAAGCGGAAGACAGAGACAGCCUGGCAGACCUGCUCAUCCGCUCCUGCACUGAAGCCAAGGCGGUCCGUGUAAUGGUCGCUGUCCUUGAACGGUGUUGUUUUAACAACGAGGCCAAAAACCUUCUUAAGCGCGCUCAUGAAAACAGACGGCUACAGCGUCAGAAACUCCCUGUGCCCAGGGCUGGUGACUCCAAAAGCUCCUCAGGAAAUGAAGAGAACCCCAAGGAAGAAGAAACCAUCCCUGAUGAGUGUCCCCCCUCACUGCUCCAGGAUGGAUCUGAAAUUCAGAACCCGAGCCUCGAGUCUCAGGCAUCAGAAGACCAGGAUUCAUUACCACUGGAUAAGGAAGUUCUGAAUAGACUUGAGGAGAAACUCCUACACAUCCUCAACACCGGAACAGAAAGAGAGCUGAAGUCUCUGCAACUAAUUGGGGAAAAGAAGGUUUCGCUAAUUUUGGGUGGCAGGAAGAUGUUGACCAAAUACACUAAGGUGGAGGAUCUGGUGAAAGCCAACGUCUUCUCUGACAACACGAUCCAAACAUUUAAGAAGGCUAACCUGAUACAUUUAUAUGGCAAAGAGGACCUCUUGGAGGAGUUUAAGAACUUAAAGCUCGAGGACUGAAUCUUCAAUCAAAGUCUUCUCGAUGCCAGAGAUGUGGAAGACCAAAGGGUGUGACUGGACCCGCUUGUUUCGACCGACGGGUCCCUGAACGGUCCUGACAAAGCUGAACGUGGAUACCCAACAAUGUCUUGAAGUCUACCUGAAAUUGUGACAGAGGAGGACAUUAGUCAGCUGCUGCGGAUUAACCUUUCAAGUUCAUCUUGUGUUGGUGUUACCAGACACAGAAUGGAGGAACCUGUGGGUCACAAGCUGGUAAACACCAACUAGGAUGAUAUAAGAAAAAGGAGAAUUACCUGGACUGAGUUCUGAUGACCUGCCACUAAACUGUGCUGCACAACAUAAAUCUGGCACAUCUAUCAAGACAGGAUCAUCAGGGUCACACAGGAGGCCAUCAAAGGUGCAGCUUUAAAUACAAGCGACAACUGCGUGAAGUGAAGAGUGCAGUGAGUGCCAAGGGCACCAGGAUGUUGGCUGUUUUUUUUGUUUUUGUUUUUUUCUUUUCUGUUUUAUUUUUCUUUCUGUUAACUGUGACAUUGUUAAGUGCCAUCUUUUAGGUUCCCUUUGCUGGUGUAACAGAUGGCUAAGGCUGUUGCCCGGUCGGGACACCCCCACACUGGAAGGGUCCAGGGAGGAAGUGUAGGCAGAGCAAUACCUUCACCAGAGCGCUAGGUGGCAGUCCCCCCUCAUGGGGGAUGUAGUUGAACACAGCCCUGUUGGGAUACGUGGGCACCGCCAGGGGGUGCUGAAGCAGCUAAUGAGCCCUGGAGAGCAGCUCUUCUGCCACACCCGGAGGUGCUGCCGAAAAUACAUCAACGAGCACCUGGGGCACUGCCUUAUAAAAGGGGCCAGCAGACACCAGUCAGGAAGCCAGAGUCGGGUGGAAGGUGGACAACACUAGCUGGGAGGU
This is a messenger RNA of Polypterus senegalus (gray bichir), 1772 nucleotides long. Its product is annotated as kinesin-like protein KIF22. Bases 110 to 865 code for a protein of 251 amino acids. NCBI's taxonomy places the organism in Eukaryota, Metazoa, Chordata, Cladistia, Polypteriformes, Polypteridae. The record is from RefSeq and is a predicted model, not a curated record. The transcript is spliced from 5 exons.